This is a messenger RNA of Macrobrachium nipponense, 10812 nucleotides long. RefSeq names its product ADP-ribosylation factor-binding protein GGA3-like (gene Gga). The record is from RefSeq and is a predicted model, not a curated record. The transcript has 11 exons. Lineage: Eukaryota; Metazoa; Arthropoda; Malacostraca; Decapoda; Palaemonidae. Gene Ontology annotation, biological process: protein localization to cell surface; intracellular protein transport; Golgi to plasma membrane transport. Gene Ontology annotation, molecular function: small GTPase binding; phosphatidylinositol binding; ubiquitin binding. Gene Ontology annotation, cellular component: trans-Golgi network. The coding region runs from base 31 to 2313 and encodes 760 amino acids.
AGUGAUUUAUGACCAGUAAACGAGGACAAAAUGAACGUCUUAAGCCCUAGCCACCGUUUCGAAUUCCGACUGACAACAACAACACUAUACAGGCUAUUCGACAUGGCGACUGCAGCGCCAACACUUGAGGCAUUAAUUCAGAAAUCUACCAAUCCUCUUAAUGUGGAAGAUGACCCCAAUGCUAUCCAAGCAGUAUGCCAUGCAGUUACAGGAGAACCAGGUGGCAUUCAGACUGCCGUCAGACUUAUUGCGCACAAGAUUCAGUCACCCCAAGAAAGAGAAGCUUUGCAGGCGCUUGCGGUUUUGCAGGCAUGUGUGAAUAACUGUGGUCCAGGAUUUCAUGCUGAAAUUGGAAAAUUUCGUUUUUUGAACGAAAUGAUUAAACUGGUUUCCCCUAAAUACCUUGGUAAUCACACGCAUGUGCUGGUUAAAACCAGGGUUGUUGAACUUCUUUUUACUUGGACAAUUGACCUCAAAGAUGAACCCAAAAUUCUAGAAGCCUAUAACAUGCUAAAAAAGCAAGGUGUAAUAAAGGAAGAUCCAAGUUAUAUAGGUGCUCCCAGCGUGCCAGAACCACGUUCCAGGACAAAUGCAGUGUUUGAAGAUGAGGAGAAGUCUUUGUUGUUGAAGAAACUCCUGAAAUCUAAGAAUCCUGAUGAUCUUCACAAGGCAAAUGCCUUGAUUAAAUCAAUGGUCAAAGAAGAUGAAAGAAGAAUGGAAAGGACUAGUCGUAGGAUAGUUGAGGUUGAAACAGCAAUGAAUAAUGUUAGAGUUUUGGAUGAAAUGCUCUCAAGGCACCAGGAGACCCCAGCAGGCCAGGCAGAUCUUGAUUUGAUGUCUGAAUUACAUUCUUCGUGUUCAACCCUAAGGUCAAACCUGUAUCGUUUAGUUUCUGAUAUGGAUGAUAAGGAAGAAGGAAUAGGUGACUUGCUAAAGGCAAAUGACGAGCUUUCUCGUGUCAUGGGCCGCUACAAAUUGAUAGUUGAAGGGACUCGCCUCGAGGGUGUAAAUUCUCACUCCUUCGACACAAAAGGAGCUGCUACUCCAAACGAGCAACAGAAGGAUGGGGAAAUACUUCUGGAUCUGUCAACACCUGAAGAGGCUCCAUCAAAUCAAGGGACAACUGAUUUAGUCAAUAAAGAUCUUGAAGAUAUUGGUAUAGGUAGCUUAAACCUAGGCCAAACCCUUCCUCCAAGCACAGCAAAUUCUAUUCCUUCAUCACAGUUACCUGGAGUAAAGAAUGCAUUGGAAGAUAGUAGUACAUCUGUUUUGGAUGACUUAGAAAGCAUAUUCCCUACACAGCCUCCUGCAGCUCCCCUAGGAGGCCUUUCGUUGGGGUCAGGAUUACAUACAGCCAUGGCACCUACUCUAGUGCCUGAAACAUUAUGUGGAUCUUCAAGUACAGGUAAUCAAGCAGACGAGGAAACUGAGGCACGCGUAGAUCCUCUGGAGGAUCUGGCUGCCCUUGGAACUUCUCUUAUAAAGCAAAACCUUCCUGCCAAUGUUCCCGUUCAGGUGCAGUUUAAACCUCAGGAAAAGAUGACUCUGAAUCAGAUGAAAGAGCAGAAUCUUAGUGCAAAUGCCAUUGGAAGUGUUUCUUCACUCAUUCAAAAUAAAAGUGCCCCUAUUAUACCCUCAAGUGCUCCCACAUCAACUCUAUCAGCGAGUCUUGAUAUUGUUAGAAACAGUGCACCUGCUGCAUCAUCAUCGCCAACCACUCUAGACCUUUUAAGUGGGGAUCUUAGUAUGUCGUUAUCAAGUGAAACAAAAGAUAGUACUUUACUAGGUAGCUCUGAUGAAAGCAUUCUAGAUGAGAAACCUCCAAGUGCACCAGUGAUAAAUGUUGAGACUAAAGAUGUAGCACAGCCAAAACCAGCAAAGAAUCCUCAGUUUAUGGAAGUUAAGCCAAUGAAUGAUAUAAAAGUAUCUCUCGACAGCAUAAAGCCAGGUAAACAAGCACCACUAACUGUCAUAGAAAGUAACGAUAUAACGAUGAAUCUUCACUUUACUGAAAAUCAACCAAGAGAUGACGUUUCGGUAGUCGUUGUGUCUACUAUGUCCCGAUGUAGUAUGCCAAUAUCAAAUUACGUUGUGCAAGCUGUUGUGCCUAAGGGAUGUAAAGUUCGCAUACAGCCACCAUCGUCAACAGAACUUGCAGCUUUUAGUCCUUUCCUGCCUCCCCCUGCAAUUACACAGAUUAUGCUCAUUGCUAAUCCCAAUAAGCUGAAUAUUUCCCUAAAAGUAAUGCUCAGUUAUACAAUGGAUGAAGAUCCCAUCACGGAAAUGGGAGAGAUUGCCAGUCUCCCACUAUAGGUGUUGCUUAGAUGACUAGUUUUUGUAUAGUAUUUUCAUAUUGUUAUGUAUGUCAUAGGCAAGGCUUUUUAGCCUGGUGUGAUGAGAGAGAGGAGAGGUACGAUUAUCAGUUUUGUUUCCUGGAGAAACAGACGCCUCAUCAAGGUUACCCUUGAUUUCCAGUUGUUUGCUCUCAAGUGUUAUUUGAAAUUGGAAUGAUUUAAGUUCAAAUUCACACCUCAGUCAGUCUGCAAUCAUGGCAGUUUUCAAUAUUUUUCAGAGAUCUGGUAUUGUUAAGUUUUGUGCACUCGUACAGAUUACAAACUAACUUACUUUUACUUAUGCAUGCUUGUUUGUUUACGAUGAACUCGCUAAGUGCUCGAUAGUUGUAAGAAAUAUCAGCUAGGCAAAAGGUAAGACUGUCCCCACUAAGGGGACUUCCCUUGUCUCAAUUGACGAUAAAAAGUAAGCAAUUACAAUAAGUGUUCUUUUGCCUUGGUGUAACCUUUACUUUUUCAUCUUAUUCAUUCUCAAGUCAUUGUUAUGUACUUUAUGAUCAUGUCAGAUGCCUUCUGAAUGCUAUGGAUAAGAGAUCUCUUCCUAGCCUCAUAAUUUUGAGGAUUGCUGAUGUAAACACUUGAGAAACCCCCAGACUAGAUGAAGCUUUUGUUUUCCUGAAGUAUGUAGGUAGGAUGUUCACAGCCUGUAUAAAAUGUUUUGUUUGCCAACUCCCAUCAAUGGCCUUCUCUUGCUAGAUUCAGCUUGUAUCAAGUAUAUUUUUCUUAGAGCUCUAAUAAAUUGGUUCAGUGAUCAGGUUAAACUACCUUCAUUAUUCUACAGCAAGAAAGAUAAUUGCAUCAUGGUAUGCUAGCAUAGGUAUUUCAGUCCCAUGGUUGAGGAAUGGAGACUUCAAGUUAAGUCAAUGGAUAAGAGAAUUGUGUAUGUAGACACUAACAUGUAGCUAACAUGAUUCCAUUUGGGACAAGUGGAGCUGAUGUUGGAGGUUCAACCUCUUUGCUUCUCCAGGACAGGAUAAAGCUGUUGCUGCUGGUAUGUCCAUUAUAUUUUCAACUGUAAGUUUGGAAGGUAUUGACACUGCUGUUAAGGUGCUUGAAUACAUUCAACUCUCUUAUAUGCUUGUUUACUGAAGUAAACUGCAUUCUAGUCUCUCUGGAUCUGGUGGUAGCUGUUCCCUUGAGUAGGAAGAGUGUACCUUCAUUAUUCAGAUGUACUUUGUACUGUUUAGGUGUCUAUUCAACCAUCAGCUGUGGUUCCAAGAAAUAAGCGGCAUUGGAAAUAGCUUGUCAUAUCACCAUUAUUAUUUAUAUACUGGUUGAUAAUUUUGUUAAAUAUGUUUUACCUCCUAAAUCCCUCUGCUGACUACAUGCUGACACAUAUGGACUAUUGGAUGAAAUACUGUAAAUGCUACAUGGUUAAAGGUUAACUCUCUUAGAUAUUCAUAGAUAUUCAUGAACAGUGAUAUUCAAGACUAGUUUUACCAAUUUGGAAUUUAGGGAAAGACUAAAACAUGCAAAUCAAACUGUGAGGAGCUGAAGAUGUGAAUAUCUAAAUGUAGAUGGAAAAUUGCAUGAGAAAUCAAGACAAUACGGUACAUUAGUUUGGUACAGGUACAGUCUAUAUUGUAUUGAUAAAGUGACAUAAAUCGUGGCAUGAUUUGGAAGCUUUAUGUAAAAGAUUUUGCUGUUUUGAGACUCAAGCUUUAAGAAGAAUAGUAGAAAUCAGAUGGAAGGAGAGUGAGAAAUGAUACAAUAAGUAAAGGAAAUUAAGAAAGUUCCACAUGUAGAUGAGAUAAAAGUAAAAGGGAGAUGGAGGUGACGAACACAUCUUUCACACCACCAAUUGGAGAGUUCUAAUGUGUCAACUGGACUCCUGUGGAUAUCAGAAGAGUUGGAAGACUUAGGCCUAACUGGAUGACAACCAUCAGAUGGGAGGUUUGCAGAAGGCUAAGGACAAGAAAAGGCUUCAUUGGCAGAAUUCACAGAGGCCCUUGACAUCACAAGAUGCAUUUGAGAUUCAUGGCUAUCAUACCUUAAGAGGCUACAUCAAGCAUGGGGUGAAAUCCUGACAAUGCCAAAAUGUUGGUGAAUGUAUGAGACCAAAAGUAUUGGAGCGCCUAGGUGUGAGAGAUAUGUAUUUCUGGUGAUAGAAGUUCACUCUCGACGUGGUUCGAAAGUCACGAAAAGCCGUUGGUCCUGUUGCUGAAUAACCACUGGUUCCAUGCAACGUAAAAACACCAUACAAACAAACAAAAGUAUUGGGACUUAGUGAAGGUCAAUCACAUUGCUUCACUUUUUACUUAUUAGGGAACUGAAGUCCAUCUUUAUCUUGGCACAGACAUGAGAGUAAACUCUUGUUUGCGACCACAGAGAACACUACCUGAGGUCUCUUUGGGUACUGUGAAGGAUUGAGAAGACAUUUCCAAGCGUCAUAGGAGUAAGGACACAAAUUCUGAGCAUAUAAGGAAAAGGAAUUAUGUUACUGCUAAUGUCACAGUCCAGUUAAAGACAAAAUGGUGCCAGGGAAAGAAAAACCAGUCUCUCACAUCAAACAACUACAGUUUUGUGAUUUGCUGAUUUUGCUUACUAAGGGAAGGAACUAGGCUGGUUUUUUAAUCUUCUGAUUAGUAGUACUUAGUUUGCACAUCCUAACUGAGCAUGUAGGUGUAAGUAAAAGUAAGAGGUUUGUAAUUAUGAAACAAAAAUGUUUUAAGAUUUAUACCCCACAAUUUUUUUUAUAAGUUAUACAUGUGUAUGAUUUAUAGAUGUUAAUCAAGGAAAUAUGUUUUACCUUGAUGUGGAGUCCAAUAUGUAAGCAGUAAUAAUCUAUGCAAAAGUUACCAUUAAGUUUUCACAAUUUAUAAAUUUGUCAUUCAGUGCAAUUUCUUAUAUUAUGUAAAGUAGGAAAUGAAUGUUUUAGAUUUUAUUUAUGAAAUUUAAGGGUAGUAUUUGUGUUGGUGAUUAACAUUUCAUUUUAUAAGGCUUACAAAAAAGUGAGAUGUAGUUGACGAAAAAUACAUUUCGGGGAUUCUGGAAUACUGGCAGAACUGGUUUUGAUGGAAAGGUAAGUUAUACUGCUUGACACUGCUUUUGCUUAAAUGUCACCUGUGGAUGACUGUUAACUUUGACUUCAUUGAUUUUAACAUUAAGCAUCACCUGCUGCUAGACUUGGGACUCCUUACAUGUUGUGAGCUAAGCAUUACACUUGCAGACAUUUCAGUAUCCAGACACACUUAGUGAUAAAAUGUUCAAAUGAGACAACACAAAGUCAUGUUAGCUCUUCAGGGACAGCUAACUUUAAGCUCUUGCUUUACUGUUUUCCUUGUUUUCAAAAGACAGAAUUUAAUUGCAGGGACAGUUGUCUGAUGGAGGUAAGUAGGUAUGUUAUUUAAACAUUGCUGUAAAGACAAAUUGCUUCAAGAAGUAGAAUGGUAAUUAAUUUGGGUUGAAAAGCUAUUGUAGUCAUGCUAUGGUGUGACGAUUGUUAUGCGGGAGUACUUUAUAGAAGUUCUCUUGUUCUUAACUUUUUUCAACUCAAACUUUUUGGGAAAAUGUGAGAGUAAUAGACUGGCUUAUUUGAGCUUUGGAGUGGCGAUAUAGUACUGUAUAUUGUUUAUCCCCUUCCCUGGAAAUUUUAUUGCGUCACCAAUAUAUUUUAAGAAGGUUUAUGGGAAAGUACUUCAUCAUUCCCUUUCAGAUUUUUUAUGAAGGAUAGGGCUGUGUUGCUGCUAUGUUCUUCCUGCCAGUAAUUUUUGUCUAUAGAUUUGGAGUGUUUGGUAAUGUAAAAGAUUUUAUGUAUGGCUCUGUGAUAGCUAAAUGCAGAUUUUUAUGCCUGGGGCAAAAUGCAAAUGAUUUAGUUAAAAUGUAGUUUAGUGUACGUAUUUGUAUUCAGUUUUAUAUAGGGUAAGUGUCAGAAGUGAUAUUUGGUUGAUAUAAGUGUCCAAAAUUAGUUACCAAUAUUUUGCUUUCAUUGCUUUAAACCCUUCAUACCUGACCUUCUAUAACCUAGGGAUGUUGUUUGAGAUCUUGACAAACUGUAAUCAUACUGAACAAGGAAUCAUACUGCUACUAUGAAAAAUUUUUCUUUGUGUUACCUAUCACAGUGGCAACAGUGACGGGGGAGAAUUCAAGAGUGAAGCAUAAUAAUUAGUAGAUGUUAGUUGUGUUUGAUGGGCAUGACACUUAGCAGUUCUGUCCAGUGGGAGAUAUACUAAAUAUUAGGUAAUGCCACACAGUGAACUUUGUGCACUGAAAGAGUCUGGCACAGAUUGAUAUUUAUUGUAGGUGCUGUAGUGUUAACAGAUUUUAUUUUUUCUUUCAUUUUUAUCUCUGUCUAUGUAUUUUCGUUUUCGUGGGUAAUUGUGAAAUGUCCAGUUGGGCUCUUGGUAUCUCCAGAAGUUUGUUUUUCUUUCCAGUGUAGAAUAUUACUGUGACAUUCCAGUUGCAUUAAAAUGAAAUGAGAAUAAUUUUAAAGUAUUUAAGGAGAGAGAUAGAUUUAUAUUAAAUGUUACAUUAAUUUAGCGUGUUGUGGAGACAGGGAGACAAUGUCAUAGUUGUGUAUUUUAUUGUAAUUUUUCAUUGUGAAAUAGAGCUGGUUUUGGUAAUUAAAUUUGCAGCACUCAACAAGAUUCCAUCUGUAUAAAGGUACAAGUAACCUUUGAGUUGAACUUGUAAUAUUACUGUCAAUUUGAUUUAUUUGGUGCUCUGCAUCUGAAGGCUGUGAACUCUUGAAAUUUCAUCUAAUCUGUAAGUGUUGUUAUACAAAAUUAGUUGCUAUGAAUAUGGGGGCAUUCCUAGAAGGCCAUUAACUAGUAUAGUGAGAUUCCUUUGAGUGGACAUAAUGGAAUGCCCAUUUUUGAAGUAAAUCGUUGGGAAGAAAAUAUGGUAAGGGUCAAGAAAAUUCAACAACAGAUUACAAGGUAAAUGGUAAAAAAAAAAAUAUUAAGGCACUGAUGCUUCGCAGAAUACACUAGUCUUUCAGCCUCAAUUAAACUUAAAAUCCUAGCAUCAUCAAUGCUUCCAGGGUGAACAUUCCAUAGUCUUGCAGUCAAAGGAAAAGAAACUUUUGAUACAGGACUGUAUAACAAUGCAACACCUAGAGUGUAUUGCAUUUGCCAGUUCAUAUUAUGCAGGCACUAAAGAUCCCAUUACAAAUGUCUUGUUGAACUUGUAGAGGAUGGUUGAAGAGGACAUCUUUAAGCAGCAGUAAAUCAUUGUUAGCAUUUUUGGGAGGAGGAAAGCACCACUUCAGGAAAUCUAUUCUACAUCUCCAAUACUAUCUUGGAAAACUGCUGAUGACAAGCACUGAAUUCAGUUAAUAACAGACAAAGAUUUGAAGCAUGUGGCACUUAAACCCUUGUUUUUGUCGAUGCAGGAAGCCAUAUGUCAGAAUUCAUUGUUAUUUUUGUUUUGAGAAGAGAUCUUUUUCACAACCCUAAUUUGAACAUCAGCUGGAAGUUGAUUUGAAAUCAUUCCUAAUAACUGAAAAGACGUAAAGGGUCCGGAACUGAAAGUAGAAGAAUUUUAAGGCCCUCUCAUGCCUGUAAUGUCUGCCUUUGCUUUUUUCCUCACAUAGAUUCUUAUAAUUCUCUGUAAGGUCCUUUGAGAAUUUUCAACCUGUUACAAAUUGGGUGGUGCCCAUAACUGAUUUUUAGAUAUAGUGCUUUAAAUUGUCGAUCCGAAACUAUAAUCUCUAAAGUAUAUGUUUCUUUCUCCUGUUUUACCGAGUUUGUCCUCAAUAGCUCUUAGUUUGGCAUUUCUUUACUUUGGCCACCUGGUGAAGAAGGAAGUAACCACAGGUAUCAUUCCUCUUUUCCUACUCUUGCCUGUGACUGUUUUUAGUGUGCUAGGAAGUGUUGCAAUUUUAAUUUGAAGUACGUAGUAUGCUUUCUUUUACUAGAGGAACUUUGAAAUCUAGAUACACAUACGUAUUGUCUUUCACUGGAAAAGUAUUUGAUCCUUUUCUAAUGAGACCAUCUUUUUUAUACACCUAUUUUCUUGGUGGUUUUAUAACUCAUUCCCUAAUGAGAAGCUUUCUCUCUCUCUCUCUCUCUCUGCAUGGAACAGACUACAGGCAGUCCCCACAAUUUUUCAGCGCCAUAAGUGGAUUUAUGGCACCAUGACCUGCUUUAUGGCGCUGUAACCCAGACUUACGGCACUGUAACAUUGCUGUAAGUGCUGUUUAUUCCCAUUAUCAUUAUGAGGAUUCAGGUUAAGGCGGUUUUUGGCUUACAGCACCCAGCCGGGAACGGAACCCCUGCCAGAACUUGGGGGACUGCCUGUACCGGGGUUAGGUUGUGAUCAUACUGCUACCAACUAAUUCAGGUAUAGAGAAAAUAAGAGUGAGUGACACUUAUGACAUAUUUAUUUUUCUUUUGUAAAAGUUACUUUUGAUUGACUCAGUAGGUUUUUAGAUACAUUUAUUCUUGUAACAAAAUAUCUAUGUCAGAUUGUUCAUCAGUGAUUCAAGGCAAAAUUGUUAGUUAACUGAUUUCUUUGUUUUUUCUUUAUUUUUGCUCAUUUAUCAAGCUGUCUAGCUGUUUCUUCACCUACUGCCAUUCCUUGCAAGCUAUUAAAGUUUAGAAAAUUUUGCCUAUUGUAUUGACACUUUUUUGGGUAACAAUUUUUGCUUUUCCAAGACUAUCCCUACAGUGUACUACAGUGUUUUGUAAUAUUUAGCCUUUAAUCUACGAGACUGGAGAAUUCCUUAUCAUCACUUAUAUAUUUAACUCAUUUUAGUCAGGGAAAGGAGUUAUUUCAUCGAUAAGCUUGGGUACUAAAUUUACACUGUUUAGAUUUGAUUUAAUUUUGUAUUUCUAAGUAUUUUUCUCUCCCUAUUUUAAUUUCUUCAAGAUUCUAGGCUCAUGAUUUUCUUCAGUUCCCUAGACUGUAACCGAUGUGUACACACUAAUGAUUUGUCCCUUAUAUCUGUUUUUUCAUGAACUUUAACCUUUAUGAAUUUUUAAUUAAUUUUAUAAUGCCAUUUUCCUGAUCUAAUCCUAUAUUCUAUUCUAUCAAUUCUGAUCUUGAGAGCACAUGGGAAAUUGGAACUGUGAUUUAAAGUUCAACACCUCCAGGACCCAGAUCCUUUUUGUGUGUCUGUCUGCUUUCCAUUCCAGUUUCUAUACCUCUUUGAAACCAAGUAAUUAGGAUGUUUUUGAUUACUUCAGAUUUGUUUGGGAGAGAUCACAUUAUUCUUGUGAUAUUUUAGCAAGCUUUUGAAACAUUGUUCUCCCCCAUCCUUACCAUAAAUAAUAUUUUCUAGCCAUACCUAUCUGGGAUGUUGCUCUUUUGUUUUUUCCUUUGUUUUGUUCUUUGCUGUUCUGACGGGGACCCAUGUAAUUAGCAACCAGACCUUACUUCUUCCCUAGAUUUUUCUCUUAAUUGAAAGUAGUCAUACUUUCAUUUCUGUAGAGAUGAAAAGGAAAGUUUCUUGGUAAUGAGCAUUCUCACAUUUGUCUUCUUCUUCCCAGGUUUAUCCAUAUUCAGGGUCGCAUUCUCUCAUUUGUGAAGCUAUGGAAUUCUCUUCUGGUUUUUUUUCUUUUCAUCUCUUUCAAAAAGCAUGUGUGAAUUAACACAUGCUUCCAUAGCUAUGUGGAUUGAGACCAUUUCUUUCACCAUGUGAUUCUUACAUGCUACUGUUGGGGUAAGGGCUUUUACAUUGACCAUCUCACUGACCUUUUAGGAAGGUAAAAAAAGUUAUUGCAUAUAUAGGAAGGUAUUAUCUAUUUCAGUAUUAUAUAGUUUAUUUAUUUUUUAAUGAUUAAAACAAAUUUUGUUCAUGAAACUUACCUGACAGAUAUAUAUAUAGCUGUAUUCUCCGAAGUCCGACAGAAUUUCAAAAUUCGCGGCACACGCAGUGGGCGGCCAGGUGGUGGUACCCAUUCCCGCCGCUGGGAGGCGGAUAUCAGGAACUAUUCCCAUUUUCUAUUCAUAUUUUUUCUGUCGCCGGUCGGUAAACAACUGUUUACAGACCUCCGCCUAGGAUUUUGAAACUUCAUUAGCCGCUUAAGUAUCCUAAUUAUUCUUACGAUUAUUGACUUGGAUUUGUGGCUAGGCAUACGCUAUCGUAAAUUUUUCAUUGCAUUUGAUGUCUGAGGCUAGUUAGCCUAGUUUCAGAUUUUGUUGUCUGCAUGGGGGAUGGUGAAGCUACCGGAACUUUCGGUAGACACUCGCUUAGUGUAUAUGGCGUUUACUUGUUUUCUUUGCAUAAGUUCAAUGUAAUUAGUGUAAUGUGUGACUGAUUACGGAAGAAGUAGGAUUCAUGUACGCAUUUUAGAGCGUGUUAGAAUCAGGAGUUUUCCUCCACAGUAAACAGAAGUUAGAAAUAAUGAACCUUCUAACCUCCUGUAGAUUUUAUUUUGCCUAACCCUGUGGUAUGGCUUACGGGCCUAGAAGAAGUGUCUGCUAGAGGAUUACAUCAAGUAAUCUUAGACUAAAGUGCUCGCUCUCCAAUCAGUGUUGUGAAGUGUAGUGCCCCUUGUGUUGUGGAGGGGGCGUCAGA